GCGGCAGCUGCGCCGGUUGAGUCAGCUUUAGUCCCACUCUGCUCGCCUCCCGCUCUGAAACUCUGCUGUCAGGGGAGCCAGUCACCCCUCGAAGGUGCUCCCUCCAUACUGGACCCCCACAGGGAACCAGGUGUGCCCAGCCGGGGCACUGCCCCAGCUAAUGCCCCAGAGCGCCCACAUAUCUCAAGAGGGGCUCUGGGCCCUGCCCUGCCCCCUCAUGGCGCACGAGUUGGAGCCUGAGGCCGCCGGGCUAUUGGACCUCAGUUUCCUGACGGAGGAAGAGCAGGAGGCGAUUGCAGAGGUCCUGAAGAGAGACGCGCACCUGCGCCAGCGGGAGGAAGGCCGUGUAAGCAAGCUCCGGGCUUCACUGGCCGACCCUGGGCAGCUGAAGAUCCUGACGGGAGACUGGUUCCAGGAAGCUCGUGCCCAGAGACACCACCACACCCACCUUGGCUCCGACCUUGUCCGAGCCUCUUUCCGCCGGAAAAAGAGUUCCAGGGGAGACCAGUCUCCGGGCCUCCAGAAGGCCGAGGCUGCUGGCAAAGGGAGUGAAGAGGAGCCGGAACCUAGGCUCCCUGACGAAGAGGCCCCUCAAGAGAGGUUCAUCCCGGCAGAGGUACCUGAUUCCUCCACCCCAUACGCAUCUCCAUGGGCUUCUGAUCAGGAGGACGGGCCCCAUGCCCAAGAAGCCCCUAGUCCUGGGGGCGAACAGGUCUGCACCGAGGAGAAGGCGUCGCCCGAGCCGCGGUCGCGGGGCACCGAGGAGCCAACGCCCCCUCCAGCUCAGAACCAGGCCGCGUCCGAGGCCCACGAGAAUGGGGAGGAGACGCCGGGACGCUGUCCCUCCCUCGACCGCAUGCUCAGCAGCAGCUCCUCGGUGUCCAGCCUCAACUCCUCCACGCUGAGCGGCAGCCAGAUGAGCCUGUCCGGAGAGGCGGAGGCGGGCGCCGUGCAGGUGCGCGGCUCGGUGCACUUCGCGCUGCGCUACGAGCCGGGCACCGGCGAGCUGCGCGUGCACGUGAUCCAGUGCCAGGGCCUGGCGGCCGCGCGCCGCCGCCGCUCCGACCCCUACGUCAAAAGCUACCUCCUCCCUGAUAAGCUGAGCAAACGCAAGACGGCGGUGAAGAAACGGAACCUGAACCCCGUCUUCAACGAGAUUCUCCAGUACUCCGUCCCGCAGGCCGAGCUCCUGGGUCGCGUGCUGAGCCUGUCCGUGUGGCAUCGCGAAAGCCUGGGUCGCAACAUCUUUCUGGGAGAAGUCGAAGUGCCCCUGGACACGUGGAACUGGGACUCUGAGGCCACCUGGCUCCCUCUGCAGCCCCGGGUCCCGCCGUCGCCCGACGACCUCCCCAGCCGCGGGCUGCUCUCGCUGUCCCUCAAGUACGUCCCUGCUGGUGCUGAGGGCGCAGAUCAGCCCCCCAGCGGGGAGCUGCACUUCUGGGUGAAGGAAGCCCAGGACCUCAUUCCACUGCGCUCAGGAUCCCUGGAUUCUUACGUACAAUGUUCUGUGCUGCCCGAUGACAGCCGAGCCGGCCGCCAACGAACAAGGGUGGUACGCCGCAGCCUCAGCCCCAUGUUCAACCACACCAUGGUCUACGAUGGCUUUGGGCCUGCUGACCUGCGCCAGGCCUGCGCUGAGCUGUCCCUCUGGGACCACGGGGCCCUGGCCAGCCGCCAGCUGGGGGGCACACGUCUCAGCCUGGGCACAGGUAGCAGCUAUGGGCUGCAGGUGCCCUGGAUGGAUUCCACCCCUGAAGAGAAGCAGCUGUGGCAGACUCUCCUGGAGCGACCGUGUGAGUGGGUGGAUGGCCUCCUGCCCCUCCGAACCAACCUGGUCCCCCGGACAUAGCUGUCCCAGCAGUCCUGUCAAACUCUCUGCACCCCCAUCUCAGAGCCUGCCCUUGGCUAAGGUCAAUAAAGUCUAUCCUAAGGACAAUGAGGGGCUGAUGUCUGCUUGGGGAGCAGGG
Messenger RNA from Sorex fumeus (smoky shrew), 1967 nucleotides. RefSeq names its product synaptotagmin like 1 (gene SYTL1). Gene Ontology annotation, molecular function: small GTPase binding; neurexin family protein binding. Gene Ontology annotation, biological process: intracellular protein transport; exocytosis. NCBI's taxonomy places the organism in Eukaryota, Metazoa, Chordata, Mammalia, Eulipotyphla, Soricidae. The record is from RefSeq and is a predicted model, not a curated record. Gene Ontology annotation, cellular component: plasma membrane; exocytic vesicle. The coding region runs from base 161 to 1849 and encodes 562 amino acids. The transcript is spliced from 15 exons.